Molecule: messenger RNA, 746 nt
Organism: Prunus persica (peach)
Lineage: Eukaryota; Viridiplantae; Streptophyta; Magnoliopsida; Rosales; Rosaceae
Product: acyl-coenzyme A thioesterase 13
Exons: 3
Coding region: 79-570 (163 amino acids)
Molecular function (GO): fatty acyl-CoA hydrolase activity
Source: RefSeq, a predicted model, not a curated record
UGCCAGUCUACCCUGUCGGGCUGAUUCUUUCAGUUUUGGAUCCAAGCGAAGGUUCGGUAGGUAGGUGGGAAAGCAAAUAUGGAGAUGAGGAAGGUGAACAAGUCUCUGGAGCUGACCCAGGACGAGUCAGAGUCGGUCUCGCAACUCGUCAUUCCAGCUACCCGAUACGGCGAGUCGAGCUUCUACGAUGCUUUCGCUCUUCGAGGCAUCCGACUGGACCGAGUCGAACCCGGAGUACUCGUCGUCUGUUCUUUCAAGGUCCCUCCCCGCCUCACCGAUAGAAGUGGAAAUUUGGCUAAUGGUGCAAUUGCAAACCUUGUUGAUAUAGUUGGUGCUGCCGUAGCUUAUGUUCCAGGCCUCUCUAUGAAUGUUUCUGUGGACAUUUCCAUCUCCUACAUGUCAACAGCCAAACUUCAUGAUGAGCUAGAGAUAACUUCAAGAAUGUUAGGACGAGUCGGAGGUUGUUCUGGAACAAUAGUCAUUUUGAGAAAUAAAACAACUGGGGAAAUUAUAGCUGAAGGUCGACAUUCAUUGUUUCGUUCACAUGUUGGUCCCAUUCCCAAACUCUGAGUUUGUUUUGUCUUUCUGCAAUUAAUUAUUUUUUUUAUUAAAAGCAUGGCCAAUUUUUGGCCUAGAAGGACAGAGACGAGGUUAUUGGCCCAGAUUCUUCUUUAUUUGGCCUUUUUGUGACUCGACGCUAAAUGUUGUAAUCUUUAAUUCAAAGAAAAUGUUAUUUCUACUCAAAA